UAGUCUCGCAUUUCCCAUUGGCUAGAGCCAAACGAGCCGUGGGUGGAGCUUAGCCUAGGCAGGGGCGAGGGAAAUGGAGCCGGCCGCAGCGCUGCUCGGGCUUCUGCUCCUGGUGCCGGCGCUUGCGGAGAGAGCGACCGCGCCUGUCCGCGAUUCCUUGAGAGAAGAGUUAUUGCUUAGCCCCCUCCCUUCCGGUGACCUGGCCGCUACUUUUCAGUUCCGGACGCGCUGGGACUCAGACUUGCAGCGGGAGGGCGUCUCUCACUACAGGCUAUUCCCUAAAGCUCUGGGACAGCUCAUCUCUAAGUACUCGGUACGCGAGUUGCAUCUCUCCCUCACUCAGGGCUUCUGGCGAACACGAAGUUGGGGGCAGCCAUACCUACAAGCUCCUGCUGGAGCCGAACUCUGGGUCUGGUUUCAGGACUCUGUUGCUGAUGUCAACAAGGCUUGGAAAGAUCUCAGUAACAUCCUCUCGGGGAUAUUCUGUGCCUCUCUGAAUUUCAUUGAUUCCACUAACACAGUUAUUCCAACAGCAUCCUUCAAACCUCUGGGACUGGCUAAUGUUACGGAUCAUCAUUUCCUACGAUAUGCUGUCCUGCCUCGUGAAGUUGUCUGCACUGAGAAUCUCACACCCUGGAAGAAGCUAUUGCCCUGCAGUUCAAAGGCUGGCCUGGCUGUGUUGCUGAAGGCUGAGCGCCUCUUCCACAGCAGCUAUCAUUCCCAAGCGGUGCACAUCCGCCCCAUUUGCAGGGAUGCUGCUUGCCUGAGCGCCUCAUGGGAACUCAGACAGACCCUCACAGUUGUUUUCGACAGCUUUGCCUCCGGCCAAGGGAAGAAAGACUGGAGCCUUCUCAAGAUUUUCUCUCGCACUCUAACUGAAGCAUGUCCCCUGGCAUCUCAAAGCAAGAUCUAUGUUGACAUUUCAAGCAAAGGCCAGGUGGGUGGGAAAGAUACUGAACAAUACGUGAAUGAUGCCCAGCUCCAUUUCUCCCUAACAGCUGAGUCAGUUUACGACCUCCUGGACCCAGGACUCUUUAAUGCAUCUCGCAGCCUCAACGUGCUGCUGAAAUGGAAGCGGCCACAAGACAGCUUGGCUAUGGUGGCACCUGUGCUCCACGCUCAACGCUACGUGAGCGGCUACGGCCUUCAGACUGGAGAGAUCAGCACUGUUGUCUAUAACACACACCCAUACCGGGCUUUCCCUGUGCUGUUGCUGGAGACGGUGCCCUGGUACCUGCGACUCUACAUUCAUACGCUGACCAUUAUCACAAAAGGAAAGGAAAACAAACCAAGUUAUAUCCACUAUCAGCCCGCUCAAGACCGGCGGCGCCCUCAUCUCCUGGAGAUGCUGAUUCAGCUGCCAGCAAACUCUGUCACAAAGAUCACCAUCCAGUUUGAGAGGGUCUUGCUGAAGUGGACAGAAUACACUCCUGACCCCAACCACGGCUUUUACGUGAGUCCAUCUGUCCUGAGUGCUCUGGUGCCAAGCGUUACUGCCAUGGAGGAGGAAGAUGAAGAGCAGAGUCCGCUCUUUGCUUCACUGUUUCCUUCCUUUGAUGGCUCCAGCUACUUUGUACGCCUCUACACCGAACCGCUGCUGGUGAACCUGCCAACCCCAGACUUCAGCAUGCCGUAUAAUGUCAUCUGUCUGACCUGUACCGUGGUGGCUGUAUGCUAUGGCUCUUUUUAUAACCUCCUCACCAGAACAUUCCAUGUGGAAGAACCCAGCCAGGGAGGACUAGCCAAGCGACUGGCUAAUGUAAUCCGUAAACUGAGAGGCGUCCCUCUUCUUUGAAGGCGGCCAAGACAGCCAGUUUUUGAGAACUCUGCAGCCAGGACUUGAGGCUGUGAGAGGACAGGCCAGGUCCUCCGUCCCCAUAGCUUUCUAACGCCUGAACAGCCAACAGACCGUGUCAUUUUCCUCAUGGAUGGAAAACUUUGGAUCUCACGCACAAAUGCAAAGCGAGUCAGGAAAGAAACUGGGCUAGUUUUGCUUAUUUUUUUCCCUGGGAGAGGGGGGGAUAACUUAUGUUCUGUGGAAAGAUUCUGUAAAUAAACCUGA
Gekko japonicus is the source of this 2062-nucleotide messenger RNA. RefSeq names its product phosphatidylinositol glycan anchor biosynthesis class T (gene PIGT). The record is from RefSeq and is a predicted model, not a curated record. Bases 74 to 1795 code for a protein of 573 amino acids. The transcript is spliced from 13 exons. Gene Ontology annotation, biological process: attachment of GPI anchor to protein. Lineage: Eukaryota; Metazoa; Chordata; Lepidosauria; Squamata; Gekkonidae. Gene Ontology annotation, cellular component: GPI-anchor transamidase complex.